CUGCAAUGAAUAUGUGUUACUGCGAAACUUGUAUUUUCUUUAUAAUUAAGGAUAAUUUUGGGUUACCCACAGAAAUGAACGGGAAGGACUUUUCUCUCACCUGAAAGACUUAUCCCUGGGAGAUAUUCGCAUGUCAGAGGAACAGUUCAUACGACUAUCACAGUCUUUCAUAAAAGCGGGAGGUACGUCAUUGAAGUUGUGGCGGUGUUCCAUAGAACCGGGGGAUGGUGAACCGCAGCUUCAGAAUGAAUGCGAGCAGCAGGUAGUAUCAUCUGAGUGUACAACACGCAUUUAUCUUGGGGAUGUUACCAUCACAGUAGAGGGGUUUAUUCGACUUAUUGACUACGUGACCAGUUGCGGUCAUUCCGUGGAAUGUGACUUGUACUCAACAACCCUGAAAUCAAACUCUGCUGUUGAACAACCAGUCUUACCGAUGUUGGGUCCACAGCCUAUCUCAGCUGAUUAUACCACAAAGUUGGAACUAUUUGGUAUUGAGAUGUCAACAGAACUAAUUUGUCAAAUCGUCGGUAGGAUUAAUCAACUCAACCAUUCAGUAACAUUAACAUUGUUUGGUUGUACCGAAAUAUCAGACGAGUACAAUCCGUUGAGGAAUAAGAUGGUGCCUCCUCCAAACACGUCACUAAACUAUACCAAACUUAUUAAGAUCAAACGCAUGAAACCCAUAUCGGAAACAUUGUGUUUGUAUGUUGCUUCCAGUGCAAUUUAUUAUGGAUACACGUGUGAGAUAUCAGAAUGUGAUAUACUGACCAGUGAAGUGCCGCAUGCAGACAACCUUUACUUUCCUCAGAUGGCUGCCAUCCACUCACCUGCUCAAACAGCAAAACUCAGAUUUCAUGAGGCAUCAAUACCACAACACGUAGUUGAGCGUCUCGCCUGCCAAGCGAAAAUUUCUCAACAUUUGGUUGAGUGUGUGUUAGAUAAGUGUUAUGUAUGGCCUCAUCCGGAAGUCUGGUUAUUGAAGGAAAAGAUGGAGGAAGACCCUGCCAUUCAGAUCGAGAAAUUCAAGCCUGUAAUUUGGUGGCACGUCUGGAAAUGGCCCAAACGUUAUAAAGCGGACCAAAUAUGGGACAUCCGUUUUAAAGCAACCGCAAAAAAAGUCUGCACUCGCUGAGUCUACAGCAGAGAAGCCCAAAGUAACGGAAUGUACACGCUUGUAGAACGGACGUCGGAAUGUUUGACAACGUGAGAUCACCACGAAUAAUUCAUUCAUGCUAAGUGUUAUUAGAAUGUUUUACACAAUUUGUGCCUUCAUUUUGGAGAUUUAGAGUUUAAUAUGGCAAAGUGUAACAAAAGAUUUGGCAUAAUUGUUGCCUGCAGUGGGGGAACUAGAGUACAUUCAUGCAAAGUGUAACAAAAGAUUUGGCAUAAUUGCUGCCUGCAAUGGGGAUACUAGAGUACACUAUUGCAAAGUGUAACAAAAGAUUUGGCAUUAAUGUUGCCUGCAAUGGGGAUACUAGAGUACAUUCAUGCAAAGUGUAACAAAAGAUUUGGCAUAAUUGCUGCCUGCAAUGGGGAUACUAGAGUACAUUCAUGCAAAGUGUAAUAAAAGAUUUGGCAACAAUGGGGAUACUAGAGUACACUCAUGCAAAGUGCAAGAAAAACAAUGUACACAAUUUGUGAGACUGAAAAGUAUUUGGAAUUGCUUUUGUAGAUACUUUAAUUACAAAUUCAUUUGAGCAUAAAUUUCUGUAAAUAAAUUCUCGUCAUUUGAUAGUUUUUUCACAAGGUAUAGACUAGUCCCUUUAUUUGAAGCAUAUGUAUCGUUUUUUUAAAAGAACGUUUGAAAGAUAAUUGCUUAGUUUCUUGUUGAUAGAAUGAUGCAAAUAUGUGUUAUAAAUUAUAACAACUCAGGCACAUACGGUGAAAACAACCAUAGUUAUUUUUUUCCAUUUGCCCCCACUCCUUUAUUAAAAGUCACCUUCUGCAUUUUGCCCCCUUUAUCAAGAGUUAUAUUGUGUAUUUUGUUCCCCUUGAUCAACAGUUAUCCUUUCCAAUGACCCCUUUAUGAACUGUUAUCUUUACCAUUCGGCCCCUUUAUCAAAAGUUGUCUUUUUUUAUUUGCCCCCCUUUAUUAAGAGUUAUCGUUUCAAUUUGGCCCUUUUUAUCAAGAGGUAUCUCUUAUAGUUGGCCCUCUUUUUCAAGAGUUAUCUUUUACAUAAUACCGUUUGUAUCAAGAAUUAUCUUUUCAAUUUGGGCCCCCUUUACAAAGAGAUAUAUUUUCUAUUUUGACCCAUUAAUCAAUUAAUUUGUUUGGUAUCCUUUAUCAGGAAUGAUCUUUUCCAUUUUGCACCCCCCUCCCCAUCUUUAUCAAUAGUUGUCUUUUCCAUUUGGUCCCCUUCAUCAGAGUUAUCUUUUCUAGUUGGCCCCUUUUCAAAAUUAACCGUUCAUUUAGCCUCCCCCUUCAUCAAGAGGUAUCUUUAUCCUAUGCCCCCGCCCCUUUCAAGAGUGCAAUUGUCCAUUUGUCAAGAGUAAAACGAUCGGUGGAACAGCCAUACAUUUUACUUUGAUUAUCUUAUAUAUGAAUCACUCUGAUGUAACAAAGAAGUCAUUUGCCAUACUUAUUUUUGAUAUUGAUAUGUUUAUUUAAGUAAUUGACUGUAAGAUGUAUGUGUAUAAUUGAUUUGGUAUUAACCAUAAUGCUUGUAAAAGUAUGUUUGUUGAUUUGAAGGUACGAUGUUUAAUACAUAUCUUUAGUUAUUGAUAUGAUUUUAACGUAUUUAUUGUGAAUUGGUUGACCUGCUGCAUGAACAACAGAAUAACCAAUUAAUAAUGUAUGGGUUUUGGAUAUCCACGUUGGUAUACACCAUUGGUUUCAAUAACAUCCCGAGGCUGACAUGGGCCGUUUAUAAUAAUACAAAGCUUUCAGAAAGAGAUAUGAAUAAUCGAACGAUUGAAAAACCUCUCUUUCCUAACUUCAUUCGGAUAGCAUAAAAUAAAAUAGUGUGCUUUAAGAUAACUUAUACAGUAUGUAACAUUGGAGGAAAAGAAAAGCAAAAGCGUGUACAUGUAUAACAUACUGUCUGUUAAAUACCCUUUGCCAUGAUUCAUUUUUUCUCUUUUAUUUAUGCAUUCAUGAACAUUGUUUCAAUAUCCUUUAUCAAUCAGAAUCUAUGUAUACAGAAAUAAUUGUGUCAAUAUGUUCCUAUUUAUAAGUUCUGAACAUAAUAAAUGAUAGUUUCAUGUUUGCUUUGUACUUUUUGUAAAUAUGUUUUUUGAAUGAACAUACCAUAUUUUGAAUUGAAAAACACGAAGAAAUGAAAAAUAGUUCGUACUUCUGUACACCUUUGUGUUAAAUCUAUUACUUACAAGAAUUUUAACCAUAUAUUUUUAAUUUCUAUCAAUUGUAGUAUUCCUUUGUAAGUAAAUAAUAGUAAUAAGAACCGGUACGUGAAAUGAAAGAUCAUUGUAUGAUUAUUUUUUUAGCUUUGAAUAACCUGUGAAAAUCUUGUUUGUGUACAUAAAUGAAUUCAUUACGAAAAACUUUAUGCAAAACUGAAAGAAAUCAAUAUAUACAUGUUUCAUUGAAAUUAACUUAUUAAGUAUAUCUCUGUAUAUACAUUAACCUAUGUUAUUCAUUGCAGUUGUAGUAUGCCCAUGUAAAUAAGUACAUUGUUCAUUUAUUCACAUGAUUAGACGUUACAUGUACGAACUGAUCAUUGUAUGAUGUUUUGUAUUUUGCUUUGGAUAACUUGUGUAUAUAGUUAUUGGAUGAGUUAUUGUUUUCUUUAAGGGAAAGUCGUAUUGUUGUAUUGAUAAAGAAUUGAAUUUAUAACAAAAAACUCAAAGGAAUCAAUAUGUGAAAGUUUCCUAAAAUUUCCUUUUAUGGAAAUUUCUGCAUAUUAUUUUAAACCUUGGUUAUUCAUAUCAGUUGUAGUAUGCCCAUGUUUAUCGUACAUUGUUUAUUUAUUCUGAUUAGACGGUACUUGUACGUACUGAUCAUUGUAUGAUAUUUUGUAUUUUGCUUUGUACAAGUUUUGAACAUAGUUAUUGGAUGAGUUAUUGUUUUGUUAAAGGGAAAGACACCUUAACAAAUGAAGUUGACGGUAAAAGAACGUGCUUUAAAUAUUUUUGCUUUUCCAUUGUAAUGAGUAUAGUGUUGAUGUAUUGAAAAAAGUAAAAAUCACAUGAAAGAAGGUUAAUGGUGUCUGUAAUUCAUUUACAUUUCGUAAGUUGAUUACUAUUGUUCAAUUACUGAACGCAGUCGACGUUACAUCAAUGUAUAUUGAUUGACACAAUAUGGUGACUGACAUGUAUUUGCUUUCCCAAAUUGUAAUUAUUGUAUUUUUCAAUUACUGAGCUAAAUAGACGGAACAUGGACGUAAGGUAAUGGUGUAUGCAUUUCAUUUACCUUUUACACGUUCAUUUCUAUUUUGUUCAACUUGUUGAACUUAGUAGAUAUAACAUUACCGUCCAUUUAUGGUGUCUGCAAUUCAUUUACUUUUCAAUGGUUAAUUACUAUAGUGUUAAGUUUAUAAGCUUAGCAGAUGGAACAAUAACGUAUGUUAAUGGUGUCUGCAAUUUAUUAACUAUUCGCAUAAUAAUUACGAUAUUGUUCAAUUAUUGAAAUAAGAAGACGUAAUAUUAACGUAGGCUUAUGGUGUCUGCAAUUUAUUAACUUUUAUAAGUUAAUUACUCUAUUGUUCAAUUACUGAACGUAGUAGAUGGAACAUUAACGUAAGUUAAUGGUGUCUGCAAUUUAUUAACUAUUCGCAUAUCAAUUACGAUAUUGUUCACUUAUUGAAAUAAGUAGACGUAAUAUUAACGUAGGCUUAUGGUGUCUGCAAUUUAUUAACUUUUUAUAAGUAAACAACGAUAUUGUUUACUUAUUUAACUACGAAGACGUAUUAUUAACGUAAGGCUAUUGUAUCUGCAAUUUAUUUACUUUUCAUAAUUAUUGCGUUUCGACUUGAGGGUGUUUUAAAAAAAGGCAAAGGUUUUUUAUUUCGAAAUAUGACCAAAUUUUAACUGUCUAGGUCGCAAUCGUUUUCAAGUUUCAGAAUGAUGUAAGUGCUUUUUUAUUUAGUCUUAUACAGUUUAUAAAAGAAAGCUAUAACUUUAUUGGAUAAAGUCAAAUAUUCCCAAUAGUGAAUUAAAUAUCCAUGCUUUGGAAGCUUUCAAUCUCUGAUAUAGACACAAUUCAUGGAUGAAGAAUUUGAAGUCUAUGUAUGGACGAUGUGUAAUUAUUCCGUUUUGUAUUGAGUGGAAUAGUGAGUUUUAAAUCUGUGUAUUGAUAGUGUGUAUUUACUAUUAGUGUGAUGGUGUGUAUAAACUCUCGGUUUGGGUGGCGUGUAAUAUGUAUGGAUGGUUUAUAAUAUCUCUAUUAAAAUCGUGAUUGGUAACUCUAUAUUUGCAUGGUGUGUAAAACUAUAUGUGUGGAUGGUGAGUUCUAACUCUAUAUAAGGGAUUAUGUUUCAUCACUCUAUGUAUUGACCGUGUGUAAUAACUUGCAUGGAAUCAUUGUAAUAAUCAUAUUUUAUGGUGUGUAAUAACGCUUUUAAAUGGAUGAUGUGUAAUAAUGUUAUGCGUGGGUGCUGGGUAAUAGCUCUAUGUGUGUAUGGUGUGUAAUAUAACUAUAUGUAUGUAUAUUACAUUCUUACUAUAUGUUUGGAAUAUGUGUAAUAACUAUAUGUAUGGAUAGUUAACAUUACCUUUAUGUUUAUAUUGUGUGUAAGAACAAUUUAUAUGGAUGAUGCAUUCGAACUAAAAGUAUGGAUUGUUUGUAAUAAGUAUAUGUAUGGACCAUGUGUAGUAACUAUGUAUGUAUGGAUAGUUAACAUUAACUCAAUGUUUGUAUAGUGUGUAAGAACUAUGUGUAUGGAUGAUGCAUUCGUACUUUAUGUAUGGAUUGUUUGUAAUAAUCAUAUGUAUGGAUGAUGUGUAGUAACUAUGUAUGGAUUGUGUGUAAUAAGUAUAUGUACGGACGAUGUGUAGUAACUAUGUAUGGAGUGUGUGUAAUAAGUAUAUGUAAGGACGAUGUGUAGUAACUAUGUAUGGAGUGUGUGUAAUAAGUAUAUGUACGGACGAUGUGUAGUAACUAUGUAUGGAUUGUGUGUAAUAAGUAUAUGUAUGGACGAUGUGUAGUAACUAUGUAUGGAUUGUGUGUAAUAAGUAUAUGUACGGACGAUGUGUAGUAACUAUGUAUGGAGUGUGUGAAAUAAGUAUAUGUAUGGACGAUGUGUAGUAACUAUGUAUGGAUUGUGUGUAAUAAGUAUAUGUACGGACGACGUGUAGUAACUAUGUAUGGAUUGUGUGUAAUAAGUAUAUGUACGGACGAUGUGUAGUAACUAUGUAUGGAGUGUGUGAAAUAAGUAUAUGUAUGGACGAUGUGUAGUAACUAUGUAUGGAUUGUGUGUAAUAAGUAUAUGUACAGACGAUGUGUAGUAACUAUUAAUGGAGUGGGUGUAAUAAGUAUAUGUAUGGACGAUGUGUAGUAACUAUGUAUGGAGUGUGUGUAAUAAGUAUAUGUACGGACGAUGUGUCGUAACUAUGUAGGGCGUGUGUGUAAUAAGUAUAUGUAAGAACGAUCUGUAGUAACUAUGUAUGGAGUGUGUGUAAUAAGUAUAUGUAAGAACGAUCAGUAGUAACUAUGUAUGGAGUGUGUGUAAUAAGUAUAUGUAAGGACGAUGUGUAGUAACUAUGUAUGGAGUGUGUGUAAUAAGUAUAUGUACGGACGAUGUGAGGUAACUAUGUAUGGAGUGUGUGUAAUAAGUAUAUGUAAGGACGAUGUGUAGUAACUAUGUAUGGAUUGUGUGUAAUAAGUAUAUGUACGGACGAUGUGAAGUAACUAUGUAUGGAGUGUGUGUAAUAAGUAUAUUUACGGACGGUGUGUAGUAACUAUGUAUGGAGUGUGUGUAAUAAGUAUAUGUACGGACGAUGUGUAGCAACUAUGUAUGGAGUGUGUGUAAUAAGUAUAUGUAAGGACGAUCUGUAGUGACUAUGUAUGGAGUGUGUGUAAUAAGUAUAUGUAUGGACGAUGUGUAGUAACUAUGUAUGGAGUGUGUGUAAUAAGUAUAUGUACGGACGAUGUGUAGUAACUAUGUAUGGAAUGUGUGUAAUAAGUAUAUGUACGGACGAUCUGUAGUAACUAUGAAGGGAGUUUGUGUAAUAAGUAUAUGUAAGGACGAUGUGUAGUAACUAUGUAGGGAGUUUGUGUAAUAAGUAUAUGUACGGACCAUGUGUAGUAACUAUGUAUGGAGUGUUUGUAAUAAGUAUGUGUAUGGACGAUGUGAAGUAACUAUGUAUGGAGUGUGUGUAAUAAGUAUAUGUAAGGACGAUGUGUAGUAACUAUUCAUGGAGUGUGUGUACUAAUAUGGCAAUACAGUGGAGUCGUAUUUUUACUGUAAAAUGAACAUAUCUAGUGCUGUUCAUAAAUAACUAUAUUUUGAUUAAAAUUUCAGCCAAUAAUUGAAUAGAUGAGUGUAUGAUAUAUAUAUAUAUAUAUAUAUAUAUAUAUAUAUAUAUAUAUAUAUUGUUUUAAGAGAUUGAACAAAUGUGUUUAUAUAGUGUGUUUUGCUACUU
Messenger RNA from Mya arenaria, 7539 nucleotides. RefSeq lists its product as uncharacterized. The transcript is spliced from 3 exons. The coding region runs from base 131 to 1132 and encodes 333 amino acids. NCBI's taxonomy places the organism in Eukaryota, Metazoa, Mollusca, Bivalvia, Myida, Myidae. The record is from RefSeq and is a predicted model, not a curated record.